Molecule: messenger RNA, 615 nt
Organism: Euleptes europaea (tarantolino)
Lineage: Eukaryota; Metazoa; Chordata; Lepidosauria; Squamata; Sphaerodactylidae
Gene: COQ7
Product: coenzyme Q7, hydroxylase
Exons: 6
Coding region: 1-600 (199 amino acids)
Biological process (GO): regulation of reactive oxygen species metabolic process; ubiquinone biosynthetic process; regulation of gene expression
Cellular component (GO): nucleus; mitochondrial inner membrane
Molecular function (GO): 3-demethoxyubiquinol 3-hydroxylase activity
Source: RefSeq, a predicted model, not a curated record
AUGGCAGAGGCGGCGGCGCUGGCUGGCAAGGGGCUGCGCGCGCAUUGCCGGCGCUUCUGUUGCGGGGAAGGUUCAAGAAGAGGAUGGGGUUUGCAACCGGUACACUCCUUUUACAGGUUUCGUAGCACUAGAGUGGCCUUUGAAAGCAUCAACAAACCUGUUAUCGACCGCAUCAUCAGAGUGGAUCACGCAGGAGAAUAUGGGGCGAACCGCAUAUAUGCCGGCCAGAUGGCAGUGUUAGGUCGGACUUCAGUUGGUCCAGUGAUCCGGCACAUGUGGGAUCAGGAAAAAGAGCACUUGAAAAAGUUCAACGAGUUACUGAUCGCGUAUCGAGUCCGGCCCACUGUUCUGCUGCCUUUCUGGAAUGUGGCGGGGUUUGUGCUAGGCGCAGGGACCGCCUUGCUCGGCAAAAAAGGCGCCAUGGCAUGCACCGUGGCUGUGGAGGAGAGCAUAUCCCAUCACUACAACAACCAGAUCCGGACACUGAUGGAAGAAGAUCUGGAAAAGUACAGAGAAUUACUAGAGAUAAUCAAGAAGUUCCGGGAUGAGGAGCUGGAGCAUCAUGACAUUGGGCUCGAGCACGAUGCGGAGCUGGUGUGAUUCUCGGGGUUCCAA